Puccinia triticina is the source of this 2151-nucleotide messenger RNA. RefSeq lists its product as uncharacterized. NCBI's taxonomy places the organism in Eukaryota, Fungi, Basidiomycota, Pucciniomycetes, Pucciniales, Pucciniaceae. The transcript has 6 exons. The coding region runs from base 1 to 2151 and encodes 716 amino acids. The record is from RefSeq and is a predicted model, not a curated record.
AUGUCCGAUCGUACCCUGCGUCAUCUCAUACAGUACUCCUCACUCAUCUCAUCCCAGUUUAGAUCCCAACUACUCGCCCCAAGUAUGAACGGCCACUCGAUCCGCCAGAUGAUCGUCUCACCCCCUCAGCCAUCCUCAUCCUCAUCACCCGACUCGACAACCCCAAACCAGAACCCACCCCCUCAAUUUGCACUUUCAGAGUUCCCCGAUCUACUCACCCGCAAGCUCACCCUGGACGUACCCGUUUACACCGUCUGGGGGGCCUGUGAGGAUGUCUCUAUCAUCGAAAAGAUCCGUGCCGCUGGUCCAUCCGCCCUCAAUACAUCAUCUCAACCGGCCAACAAAACCCCAGAAACCAAUCAGAAACAUGGCUAUCUAACCCCAUACUCGAUCCCCAACCUAACCGUCCUAGAUGAAGCUACCACUCGCUGUUUGGUAUUCGGCGGGAUCAGGUUACGGCUGUUCGGUUUAGGUGGUGCGGUAGUCCCACAUAAGCUGUUCGAUAAUGGUGAGGGGGGUGCGACGAUCGCCGGUGGUCAAGGUACGAUGUGGACAAGCAUCCUACAGAUCGGAGAGGUCGUUGACACCGCUCAACGUGUCUACGACCCAACCGAAACUAGGCUGUUGAUAUCACAUGCCAGUCCCGGCCGAGAAGGCCUAUUAGCACAACUAGCACUUGUCUUAAAAGCUGACCUGACCAUCUCCGCCGGUCUACAUUUCCGCUACGGUGUCAGUUAUAAUGAAUUCAGUGUCCAACAUGAUCAAGAUGCUUUUCGUGCCAAGUUACUUCAUGCCAAGGCCACAUUCAACGAGAUUUGGGAUACGGUCAAGAACCAGGUCGAUGCUGUCAUCGAUGACCACCAACGCCAACUGCUUUCUAAUGCCCUAGCAGUAGCCAAUCGUGUUCCUGCCCCGCCUGCCCCUGGCUCGGUUGCGGUGACUGAGGAACCUGCCUGGAAGAAUUCGUGGAACUGGAACUUACCAGACGCAGCUUAUGGAAGUUUGAUUUUGGACAUCAAAGAAGGUCGGAUCGGCGCUGAAAUGCGCAGUCAAGGGUUCAAUUUUGCCUAUCGAUCGCAAUCACAGACGAAGCCACCCACCACACCUCAAAUCAAUCCCCGAGCGCCUGUUGCGCAUGUAUCCACCUCUGCUGCAAACACUAACGACAACCAGGGCCACCAAUCCCUGGCACGACCUCUGAAUCAAUCGUCCAGUCAAGGAAUCCCCUCUUAUGGAAACAAACCACCAACAGCACAUCCCGUCUCAGGCCAUACAAAAAAUUCAUCAUACCCCCAUCAACCCGAAACAUCUGCCCCGCCCUCUUCGGCCGGACCAAACAAUCAUGUUCCUCGCUCUCACCCGCAACAUGGCAGUGCACUCGGAAGUCAAGGCACUGGGCGCACUCCAAACCAAUACACCAACCACCAGCACCGCUACUCAAAAUCGCGAGAAGAUAGGCGGGAUGAGAGCCUGCGCACACCCCCCUCCACCCAAUCAAAUUCAGUACCCCCAGGCGCCGAUUCUAGUACCAAAUCGGCUCCCCAAGCACGGCCUAGAUCUGGUCCAGAUGAGCCAACCAAGAACCCUAGUCAAUCUGCUUCUGCUGCUCCCUCACGGAAAUCGUCGUUUGCCGGUAAGAAGAAAAAAGGCUCUUCCGGAGGGCAAACCAGUGGCUCGAAGAGUGAUUCCGAACGUGCAGCUCAGGAAAAGAGUGAUGGCGACGCUGAAACAGGAACUGCGAAGAACGGUACGGUCAGUGUUGGAUCUGCCAAAGAAUUCAAGGGGAAGAUCGAUGGUGGACCGGCUGAAGAGAAAACAGAACCCAAUGACAAGCUCGUCAGAGCCAGCACUAAUUCCACCGAGUCAACUCCAACAAUGAUGAAUGGCGAUGGGACUAAUAACCAUAACUACCGAGGUCGCCCUGGAUCGCGAGGCAGAGGUGGACAGGGACAAUAUAACAUGAGAAAUAACCGGGGCGGGCGCGGUGGCGGACGAGGAAUGGAUAGGGACGGCUUCAAUUCUCGCCCUGCCGGUCCUGGUCUCGUGGGACCGGCUCUUGCUGGAGCGGGCAUCGGAAACAAAAGUUACAAUAAUAACCACAGCUCUCCGACUAAUAAUAGCGGAACUACUGGUCCGGGAGAUAAUAAAUAA